AGAUGAGGGUCUGAUGGAUGAUGAGCAUGCAGAUGAGGAGGAGACGCCACAGCAGUCUGAAAAUGAAGAAAGCAUAAUUGUUCCUGCCAGUAAAUCCUACACAGUUGCCAUCAUCAAACCAGAUGCUGUUGCUCACGGCAAGGCAAAUGAGAUCAUUAUGAAGAUCCAAGAUGCUGGGUUUGAGAUCCUGGCCCAUGAGGAGCGCACGCUGACUGAGACUGAGGCUCGAGAUUUUUACCAGCACAAAGCAGAAGAGGCUUCCUUUGAGGACUUGGUGCAGUAUAUGUCCAGUGGUCUGUCCCAUAUUCUGGUACUGUCUCAGGUUGAGGGCUCAGCAAACGUUGUGCCAGCAUGGCGUGAGUUUAUUGGCCCAGCAGACAUAGAGGAAGCCAGGAGAGAGAAACCAGAAAGCUUGCGGGCACAAUACGGCACACAGACACUGUUCAACGCAGUGCACGGUAGUGAGGACAUCGACCAGGCCAGCAGGGAGCUCGCCUUCUUCUUCCCCAACUUUAGGACGGCCUCGGUAACGGAGCAGGAUGGGGAGGAAGAGCGUGUGGAGAGGACACUGGCUCUUAUCCGGCCUGACGUUGCCAAAGAAAACAGAGAGGAGAUCUUAGCUCACAUCCACAAGUCAGGCUUCACCGUGGCUCUCCAAAGAGAGGUGAUGUUGACAGAGGAGCAGGUCAGACAGUUUUACUCCCAACACGCUGAGCAGGACUACUUCCCUGCAUUGCUCCAAAACAUGACCAGUGGGCCGGUGCUAGCUUUGGCAUUGGCCAGAACGGGGGUUGUCGGUCACUGGAAGAACAUCCUCGGUCCUUCUGACGUUAAUAAGGCCAAAGAGGAGAGUCCUGAGUGUCUAAGGGCCCAGUUUGCUGUGGAGAAUGAGCCUAUGGGCCUGCUGCAUGGCAGUGAAAACCACGAAGAGGCAGAACGAGAGAUCAACUUCUUCUUCCCUAAACAACAAACACUGGCAGUGAUCAAACCUGAUGCCUUAGAGGAACACAAAGACAAGAUAAUGGAGGAGAUCAGCAGCGGCGGUUUCUGUGUAACGCAGCUGAAGGAGACGGUGCUGUCGAAGGAGAUGGCUGAGGAGUUUUACAAAGAGCACAGAGAGAAGCCUUUCUUCAACCAGCUGGUGGAAUUCAUGUGUCGAGGGCCGUGUCUGAUGCUCGUCCUGACCAAGGAAAAUGCAGUGGAGGAGUGGAGGGCCAUGAUGGGCCCUGCAGACCCUGAUCAAGCAAAGGAGACAUCUCCAAACUCUCUGAGGGCCCGCUUCGCUUCCAACAUCCUGCACAACUCGGUCCACGGCUCCUCCAACGAGCAGCAUGCAGAGGAGAAGAUCCGUUUUAUCUUUGGUGACAUCUGCUCAGACGCAGAGCUCACCGGUGAUGGAGGGACUGACACAACCAUUUUAGCAAAAGAGCAGGACAGUUCUGCAGAUGAAAACACGGGAACGUCAAGGUCUCCAACUGAGGACAUGUCCAAUAACCAUCAUGAAGGUGACCCACAUGAUUCAAAUCCUUGCAGCCCACAGACAGAAGGAAUUGACAAUCCAGAGCACCCAAACUGAGUCAGCACACUUAGUUUCUCUUGUAUUGUGGGCUUAAAACACAGUAUCAUAUACGUCACUCCAUGAAUCAUGAAAUAAACAGGAAGACUGGUGAUAUUUACACACUUUAUAGACGUGUAGGUGGUGGGUUGAUAACAAAGUGACCAUAUAUUCUUCAGCCAGUUAAAGGGAGUACUUGUGUACUUGUUAAGUUUUGUACGUAGUACUGCUCAUGGCAGUUAAAAGUUUAUAGACUUGUUGGCUUGAUCCUAAGAACAGGAUCAUAUGGUCACCACAAAGCAGCUGAUUCAGAGAGGGUUCAGAGAAGCAUUCAGUUGAAUCCAGUCAGUUCAGUCCAUCUUGGAUUGGCUACUGUAAAUUGUACUGAUUUUUGUUUUAGUUUUCAUUUUCAGUUUCAGCAACUCAUACCAUGAUAUUUACAAUUUUGGGCAACACUUUACUUGAAGGUGUCUACUUAAAAGUGACAUGAUACUGUCAUAACUAUGACAUGACAUGAACCUGUCAGGAACAUUAUGUAGAUGUCAAACGUCAUUCGGUUUUUGUAAUGACAAGUUGACAUUGUUUGGGUUGUCUUGA
Epinephelus lanceolatus (giant grouper) is the source of this 2152-nucleotide messenger RNA. NCBI's taxonomy places the organism in Eukaryota, Metazoa, Chordata, Actinopteri, Perciformes, Serranidae. The record is from RefSeq and is a predicted model, not a curated record.